GAAUUUAAACACUUACGCCCUAAUUCUUGUCGAAAGAAAAUUGCAAAAUCCUUCCACGAACGCAUUGACUGUGACAGUAAUCUUUGGAAUUUACGAGCAAUUGUUAUUUUUAAGAACGAUGGGCUCAUAUUAUUGGACAGCAGUCGAAUUAAAAUCUAAAGUUUGUUCCAGUAAUGCUUCGUUCGUAUUAGCAAUAACGAAACCAUUCUAUCCAAAGCCAAAUUAUUACGACCUAUGUCGUUAUUAUGACCCUUCCGAUAAUAUCAUAUUAACGGAGUAG
Molecule: messenger RNA, 280 nt
Organism: Ambispora leptoticha
Lineage: Eukaryota; Fungi; Glomeromycota; Glomeromycetes; Archaeosporales; Ambisporaceae
Source: the annotation of a GenBank genome assembly